This is a messenger RNA of Wallemia mellicola CBS 633.66, 1060 nucleotides long. RefSeq lists its product as hypothetical. The transcript has 2 exons. Lineage: Eukaryota; Fungi; Basidiomycota; Wallemiomycetes; Wallemiales; Wallemiaceae. The coding region runs from base 53 to 916 and encodes 287 amino acids. The record is from RefSeq and is a predicted model, not a curated record.
GGGAACGAAAUAAGUAAAUAAAGAGUAAAUACGCGUGAAAUAUAAACCCACUAUGGCGACAACUUCGAAGAAUAUUUCAAUACCUGAUCGUUCACCUGGUUUUACAAUGUCUAGUAGAUCACCACACACACCGCCACCAUCAGCCACACGUCUGAGAGGAUACCCACUUCGUAGACGCGCGUCUUCAUCAUCUCUCCGGUCAUCUGUUUCUGAAGCUAGUGUUGAAUCAUCCGAAUUGGAUUGGACGACCGGUGAGGAUGAUGAUUUACAUCGUUUAUGCGAUGAGUAUGCCAAUGAAUCAACACAUACUCCAUACGCUGGUGCAGCACCACCAAAUCAACUCGUACAUCAUCUAGCCAAAACUGCUCGUAGGGGUCGUUAUGGCGAUGAUAAUGACCGUUGGAGACAUACGCUGAGGUCAACUCGUAAACGGAUAAAUAUGAUCAUGAGGGAGGAUGCACCCCCACUUUAUGCACGUAUGGAACACGGUGGCAUCGUCAAGUCAAGAUCAACACCGAAUACUGGUUUGACAUCCCCACACCCGCUUAUCUCAUCUCAAAGGCUCGUAUACACUCUCGAUGAUGAGAAAACACCAAGGAAGAUAUUAGCGAAUAUAACAGCAGGUGCUUACUACUCACCUGAUAAAUCAGGAUUGAGGCAGGCUUUGGGUAGUAUCACCAUAGCUGCUCCUAUGAAAUCUGAACAACCAAUCCGUCGUUCAGCCAGACAUGCAGCCAUAUCGCUGUCUGAUACCAUAGAUGAAGAGGCCAAUGACGGUGCAAGCACACCCAAAGUAAAGCACACGAGGCGUCAGUCGUCAUCACCGGUUAAGCGAUUAGCUACGGAGAUAAAUAUAGACGACGGCCUCCGUCUUGGGUUACGACCACGUAAACGACAAAAUAGCGUGGCAUAUUAGCAACAAAACAUGCUCAUAUGUUUUUUUGGAUUAGUUUUUUAUUUUUCUUAGGAUGCACACUUUAGGAUUAUUAGAUUAGAACGAACGAUCUUGUAAAAAUUUCACCCAUCUUGUUAUACUAAUUAUACAUAUAUCAUUACAACA